Paramecium sonneborni is the source of this 2867-nucleotide messenger RNA. The record is from the annotation of a GenBank genome assembly. Lineage: Eukaryota; Ciliophora; Oligohymenophorea; Peniculida; Parameciidae.
AAUUAAUUUUAAUAAGAAAAUGCCUAGAAAAACAAAAGCUCGUUCUCGUUUGGAUAAAUAUUACAAUCUUGCAAAAGAUUAAGGAUAUAGAUCUAGAGCAGCAUUUAAAUUGUUCUAAUUAAAUCGCAAAUACAAUUUUCUUAAUAAUGCAAGAACAGUAGUAGAUUUAUGUGCAGCUCCAGGUGGAUGGAUGCAAGUUUGUGCUUCAAUAAUGCCAUCAAGUUCAACAAUAAUUGGUUUAGAUUUAAUUCAUAUAAAACCAAUUCCAGGAUGUAAAGCAUUUACUUAAGAUAUUACAACACCUUAAUGUGUAUAAUUACUUAAAAAAGAAAUACCAUAAAAAGCAGAUGUAUUUUUACAUGAUGGUGCUCCUAAUGUUGGAGCAAGUUGGGCUAAAGAUGCUUAUAAUUAAAAUGAUCUAGUUUUAUCUGCAUUAAGAUUAGCAUCAUAAUUUUUAAAAAAGGGUGGUGUAUUUGUUACUAAAGUAUUCAGAUCAACAGAUUACAAUUCAUUAAUGUGGGUUUUUAAUAAGUUUUUUACAAAAGUAGAAGCUACAAAACCUUUAGCAAGUAGAUUUGUAUCAGCUGAAAUCUUUGUUGUAUGUUUAGAUUAUUUAGCACCAGAAUAUAUUGAUGAAAAAUUAUUUGAUUCUAAACAUGUAUUUAAAGAUACAGAAACUGAUAUAUUAUAAUAAUAAAUUUAGAAAGAAAUUGUUUCUGUUGAUAAAAUUCUUUAAAAAAGAACUUAAAGACAUAGAAGUGGAUAUGCUGAUGAUGUUCAUUAAACUGUGUAUUAAAUGAUUGAUUUUGAAGAAUUUCUUCAUGCUGAUAAUCCAUAUCCAAUAUUUAUUGAAUAUGCUGGAAUUAAAAUGACUGAAGAAACUAAAUAAAAAUAUUUAAAUCUUACUAAACCACCAUAAGAUUAUGAAAUAUUAAUGGAAGAUAUCAAAGUAUUAGGAAAAAGAGAGAUUAUAUAAUUAUUAAAAUGGAGAAGUAAAAUUAAACAUUAUUUAUCAAAAUAAAGAAGAGAAUAAAAAUAAUAAGAAUAAGAAGAUUUAUAAGAAAAUGCUGAAUUUGAAGAUCUUGAUGAAGCAGAAGAAUAAGAAGAAGAUAAUGAAGAUGAUAAUCAAUUAAAUUAAGAAGUAGAAUAAUAAGAUGACAUAGAUUAAUUAGUUAAUAAACAAAAAGAAGCAUUAGAAUAAUAAUAUAUUGAAGAAUAGAAGAAAGAAUUAAAAGAAUAAAGAAAAUAAAAAUAAAAAUAAGCCUAAUAAGAAAAGAAAUUAGCUGGAAAAGGAAUAGGAUUUACACCUUAAGAAGAAGAUUAAGAGUUAUUUUAAUUUUCGAAACAUAAAAACUUGCUUAAAUUAGGAUAUGUUGACAUAGAAGAAAAAUAAGAAGAUAAACCAAAGAAAGAAAAAUUAGCUUUUAAUAAUUAAAAACAAUUAGAUUAAAAUUUAGAAUUAAUUUAUGAAAAUAAAAAAUAAAAAAAAGAAAAUGCACUAGAAAGAAUAAGAAGUAAGAAAUAAGCUCUUGAAUCUGAUUAAGAAGAAGUAGAUGUUGAUGAUCUUGCAUGUAAACCAAUUAAGAAAGUUAAGAAAUAAGAGGAUCAUCUUAAACUUUCAGAUUUAAAAAGCAAGUUCUUUUAAAAAGAAGAGUUUUCAAAAUUAAAGGAAUAACUUAAAACUUAAAAAGAUGAAGUUUUUGAGAAUCCUCUAAAAAAUUAAAAUAUUACAUAAUUAGAAAAAAAGAAGAAAGACAAAACUGAUAAAGAAAAACCUAUUGAUAAAUUUAAAAAUGACUCUGAUAGCGAAGAAUAAGAAGAAAAGACUAUAGAUCCAAAAUAAUUAAAACAUCUUUAAAAGUAGAUUUAAGAUGAUUUAAAUUAAUUAGAUGAUAAUAAAGAUUAUGAUUUAUUAAAAAAAGUUGAUAAGAAAGAAUUAGAAUAUUAAAGAAAAUUAAGUAUUUAUUUAAUUAAAUCUAUUUUUUAGAUGCAAAAAUAACAUAAGAGCCACUUCCAGGAGAGGAUUAAAAAGUUAAAUAAUUUGAACUUAAUCUUCCUAUUUCAGAUAUGGAAAAAAGAAGAAGAAAACUCAAAAAGAUAGCAGCAAGAGAAGAAAAAAAGAUUAAAUUAGCAUAAGAAAAAGAUCCUAAUCAUAAAGAAUUGGAGAUAGUUCCAGAAAAGAAAUUAGAAGAUUAUGAUAUUGAUGAAUUAGCUACUAAUUUGGCUUUAGCUAAAAAAAUGAUGAGGAAAAAAACUAGAGAAUAAAUAAUUGAAAAUUCAUUCGGAAGAGAUAAAUGGGAAGAUGAAGAUCUACCAUAAUGGUUUAUGGAAGAUGAAGAAAGACAUGUAUUUAAAAUGGAACCUAUUACUAAAGAGGAAUUUUAAUAAGAAAAAUAAAGAUUAUAUGAAAUUAAUUCUAGAGUACCUAAAAAAGUAAUUAUUUCUUUUUAUUAUUUAAGAUUAUGGAAGCAAAAAUUAGAAAAUGGAAAAAAGCUUAAAAAAAACUUAAAACUGCUGCUAAAAAAGCUUAAACAGUUUUUGAUACUGAUGGUAUAAAUGAAAAAACUAAAAUGUAAUAAGUGAGAAGAAUAUAUAAUAAAGAAAAGGCUAAUAUAUAAAAAGAAUAAGAAAGAAAAGUUAUUGUUGCUAGAAAAGGAUAAGCCUCUGGAAGUAUAUUAAUAAUUUAAUUUUAGAACUAAAAAGUUCAAGGAAAGUUCUCACUGUUGAUAAAAGAUUGAAAAAAGAUAAAAGAGCUAUGAAAGCAAAAGCAAGAAUUGGAAAAGGAAAAAAGAGAAGACAUGUUUCAAGAAGAAAAGGAAAAAAGUAGAAGUCUUGAUUACUUCUGUUUAUAGUAUAUUAAAUCAAAC